This is a messenger RNA of Fomitiporia mediterranea MF3/22, 369 nucleotides long. RefSeq lists its product as uncharacterized. NCBI's taxonomy places the organism in Eukaryota, Fungi, Basidiomycota, Agaricomycetes, Hymenochaetales, Hymenochaetaceae. The transcript is spliced from 2 exons. The record is from RefSeq and is a predicted model, not a curated record. The annotation marks the transcript as partial.
CCUUCUUUCCCAUCGGACCCACCCUCAUGUCCUAUCUGCGCCCAGUCUUAUCCCAGCAUAAAUAGCUGCGCCCAAGCCGCACCAGUCCUCGCAAACGUUUCUAUGGUCCUUUUCAAUCCUGGAGCUUUCAUCGACGUCAUUAAAUGCGCAUGCACAGACACCUUCCAAGCGGCUUAUCCUCAAUGCGCAGAUUGCUUCACACGUACAAACCAGACUCAGUUCCUCUCUGCACCGGCCAAUGACCUCCCAGAUAUUAUUUCUGGCAUUCGGAGCAUCUGCUCACUAGAAAGCAGCUUCAUUGGAAACGUAUCUGGCUCAGCCACAGCAUCAGGUGCAUUGCCUACGGAUACGAGCGACCUCCCUAGCGCG